UCCUAACCUAUUUUCAUUAACAUGCAACAGGUAGUUUGGCAAUAAUCGGCCAAAUUAUCAACAUUCCAGUCGACGUGGCCCAGAUGGUAGGCGAACUUCCCCGCCACCUGGAUGACGACUAUGCUAUCAACGUGUGCAUCAAGAAACACUUCAUACACAAAUCAAGUUACUUGUCCGGCUACGUGAAGAAAGGUACCGUUAAAGCAUGGCUGAACUAUCUGGUUACUACACCGCUCUACAGGCGGAAUGGAAUUGUUUUCAAUGAAGAAAACUUGGCUGCGAUCGGACAAACAGAGCAGACGGAUAUUUCGGAGGAACGUAGGGCAGUAGACCUUGAAGUCGUCGACGAGAUGAACGAGGUAGAAAUGAUGAUUGGACAACAACAUACGCUCAUGUGGAAUGAAGACAAGUGUCUGGAACUUGCACCGGCACAAAAUCAGAAACCGCUUUCCAUUAUCUACGAUGAGUUUGCUGAGGAGCUGUCUUUCCCCGAUAUUUAUCUUGGUCAUCCGAGAUGCUUCAACCGUGAAGUCCAUGUGACAGCGUUCAUGAUGGCUACUAGCGAGGUGCGACGUCGGGAUCGGCGGGGCGCGAGACCGGAGCAUAUUUUGUAUAUGGCCAUGAAAAUCAUGCGGCUGCGGGUAUCGGAAGGAUUGAACAAUACCUUUAAAUGCAUGGGCACGGCCAACAUAACAAGGGCGCAGUUGCAAGAUCGGGAAUUUUUGGAAAGCUGUAUUGAGCGUAACCUCUCUUUUCUGAAAUCUAUUCCGAACUCCGUUCAAUAUUGGCAGCAAAGAAAACGGGAUGUUUUCGCCAUGAUCCGGCAGCUGGGGAAACCCACGAUGUUUUUGACGAUGAGUGCAAAUGAAAUUAGAUGGCCUCACCUACUAAGCAUUCUGCGGAAGCUUUCUGGUGGCUCUAACAUUGCGGAAAUGGACGAUAUUGUGCAACAGUUGUCUGCACUCCAGCGUGCUACACUUGUCAGCGAAGAUCCUGUCACGUGCUGUGCAUAUUUUCACAAGUUGGUAAACAUCUUUCUGCGCCUUCUGUCAUCGACCAGGUUGAGCCCGUUCGGCAAAUACCACGUUGUAGAUUAUUUUAAGAGGAUCGAGUUCCAGCAUCGUGGCAGCCCGCAUGCACAUAUUCUGCUCUGGCUGGCGAACGAUCCCCGUGAGGAUGUUUCCGAAAGAAUGCCCGCUACUGUUGAGUUGAUCGAUUUUCUGUGCUCCAUCAGAUCGGAAGAUCUGCCUGAGACCUAUGGCAAUCAGGUUCAUAAACACACGUUUACGUGUUUCAAGCGAAACGAUAAACGUUGCCGGUUUAAUAUUCCGUACUGGCCAAUGGAUCAAACCAGAAUUCUGAUCCCCAUUACAGCCGGGGAUGGCCGACUUCAACAGCUAAGCAGAAAGGCAGCAAAAAUGCGGGAAGCUCUUGAAACGAAGGUCUACGAUAGCCUUGACGCGUUUCUCGUUGAUAGCAGUUGCACGUACGAUUACUACUUGGACGUGAUUCGCUCUUCCAUUCGCCGACCAACAGUUCUGCUGAAACGUUCCAUGACGCAGCUUUGGACCAAUCCAUUCAAUCCUUGGAUCGCUGAGAAGCUCAAAUCCAAUAUGGAUUUGCAGUUUGUGCUGGAGGAGUUUUCAUGUGCUGCUUAUGUUGUGGAAUACGUAAACAAGACCAACAGAGGCAUAAGUAGUUUACAUCGUGACCUCAUAAAGCUCCAGGAAGAGCAUCCAGACCAGGCGUACGAUGGAUUGGUGAAGAAGGUCAGCAUAAAAAUGUUAAAUUCCGUGGAAAUGUCUGCCCAGGAGGCUGCUUGGUAUUUGCUUCGGCAACCGAUGUCAGAAGCCAGCCGCAAGGUUGAGUUUAUUGCGACAAUGUGGCCACAAGAGCGAAUAAAAUCCAAGAAGCGGAACAAACAGAUGGACGAAGAGGAUCUCGACGACAAUUCCACCGAUGUGUGGACGCUAAACAUCAUCCAACGGUAUGAACUGCGCCGAGGAAUGGAUGAUAUCUGCUUGGCGGAUUUCGCAGCAUAUUAUUCGGAAGAAAGAUCCACGAAGCAUUCAUAUAGACUCCGUUUAGUUCCCCGUGUAUUGCGUUGGUGCUCAUACAGUAUGGCGGAAAUGGUCGACUAUAAGCGUGAGAUGGUUCUCCUCUUCCUACCGUUCAGGAAUGAAGUCUGCGAUGUACUUGAUCGGAACAAGUUCCUGAAGUUGUAUGAAGACAACGAGGCCGCCAUUUUGGCAAAGCACAAGGAGUAUGACUGCGAAAUGAACUUGGAUCAGGUUGUGGAGGAAUACAUCCGCAUAUGCAGCGAAGACGACGAGCAGCAGGUGAUUGCCGACCAGAAGCGCGAUGAGUUCGUCCGCACGAUCGUCAUGGAGCCGAAUGAUGACGAUAUUCACAACUUGCCAACAGGACCCUUGGCAGCUGUCGUCAAACAGCGAUCAAAUGUCUUGUCAAAGCAAGAAUAUUGUGAAAUGGUGCGUGCCACGAAUGCAGAGCAGCGGGAUUUGAUUGUGCAAGUAAUCCACAGCUUGCAUUCCUCUGAAGAAAACUGCAAACCAGUGCAAAUAUUCUUCACUGGCCCGGCGGGCUGUGGCAAAACGUUCACUUUGCGCAUUCUAAUGGAGACAGUGAACCGGUACAGCCAAGCUCAUAAUAAGCAGCACAACGCUUAUGUAGCAUGCGCAUCCACUGGAAAAGCAGCGGUUGCAAUAGGUGGAACAACAGUGCAUUCCGCAUUCCGGAUUUGCAUGUCGCGUAGGCAAAGCUCAAAGCUGAGUUUCGAGGCAUUACAACUGUACCGGAACGCCUUCGCCAACGUGAAGCUCAUCAUUAUCGACGAAACAAGCAUGCUGGGUGCUGAUGUCCUCAACACAGUACAUGUCCGGCUUCAAGAAAUCACGGGGAACUACGACGAUCCAUUCGGUGGAAUGCCGAUCGUAUUUUGCGGCGAUCUUCGUCAAUUGCCACCGGUCAAUGCGCGGGCGGUGUUUAAACCGAGCAUAAACUCCAUGCAUGGCGCCGUUUUAUGGCAAUCUCUCGACUUCUACCCAUUGGUUCAAGUUAUGCGACAAACCAACGAGCAGUUCUCCGGCAUUCUCACAAAAUUGGCAACGGUGAGCGGAUGUCGUCUGAGGAAAUCGAGCUUAUUGAAAGCAGGUUCCGUACGGAGGAGUGGUGUCGGCAGCAUGUCCCUCGAGGGAUCCGGUUAUUCCAUCGGAACGCUGAUGUCGAACGGUAUAACUCUGUGGCGUUGA
Messenger RNA from Armigeres subalbatus, 3269 nucleotides. RefSeq lists its product as uncharacterized. The coding region runs from base 84 to 3269 and encodes 1061 amino acids. Gene Ontology annotation, biological process: telomere maintenance; DNA repair. Lineage: Eukaryota; Metazoa; Arthropoda; Insecta; Diptera; Culicidae. The transcript has 3 exons. The record is from RefSeq and is a predicted model, not a curated record. Gene Ontology annotation, molecular function: DNA helicase activity.